Fusarium vanettenii 77-13-4 is the source of this 2565-nucleotide messenger RNA. RefSeq lists its product as uncharacterized. The coding region runs from base 1 to 2565 and encodes 854 amino acids. The transcript has a single exon. The record is from RefSeq and is a predicted model, not a curated record. Lineage: Eukaryota; Fungi; Ascomycota; Sordariomycetes; Hypocreales; Nectriaceae.
AUGAAUCGCUGGCACGAAGUCAGCUGCGUCAAACCUGACGUUCAAGUCUUGCCAGACGGGACAAUCCGCUGCUUUUCCUGUCAUCAAACCCCUCACACCACCCAGCUCAUUGCCGAGAGGGCCACAGUCAGCUCGGUUCCGCUCGUGCCACCGGACAAACCUCUAGGGCAACUAAAGCUCUGGUGGCCGCGAUCUGUCCCUUACUUGGUAUCGACACCGCCAGCAAGCGAUGAUGCAGGAAUUGGCCAACAUGAAAUGGACCUGGAUCAGCCUUCGGAAGCGGCUUUGAUGUCAGGGCCAUACCCGUCGACUCUCGGGCAAAGCGAGCUCCGCCUCAUCUGCAUCGAAGCCGCCCCCUCUCCCGACUAUCCUUUACACCUAAGCCUGGAGGUCUACGACUUGGACAACUGUCCGGAAUACGAAGCCGUCUCAUAUACAUGGGCCGGCGAGGAUGGCGACAGUACACUUUCCAAGCCCAUCUACGUGGGCCCAUUCUGGGACUGUUUAGUUCAGACAAACAAUUGCUGGGAAAUGCUGCGCUUCGUACGGCCAUGGCGUGGCAUUCGGAUGCUCUGGGUCGACGCCAUCUGCAUUAAUCAGAACAACAUCCCGGAACGAAGCAGCCAAGUUGCCAACAUGGAUCGUAUCUACUCUUCUUGCAGUCGUGUCGUUGUCUAUCUUGGACCUGACCUGGCCACUUCUCUCCAUGGGAGAUAUGCUCGUCGUGGAAGGCUGCACGAGCUGGAGACAGGCGUCAUCAAGCCUGCAUUCCCUGCUCAAACGCAGCAGCCUCAGCCCUAUCGGCUCGAAGAUCUUCUAAGUCGGCGGUACUUUUCUCGGAUCUGGGUUGUACAAGAACUGCUCCUUUCUAAAGGCGCUGUUAUAAGAGUCGGCGACGUCGACUUCUGGGCCGAUGCUUCAAUGUCGAGCCGUCUCUCUUCAAGCAUGCCAACGUGGACGUGGGGACAAACACAUGCUGCAUGGGCACGGUACAUAUCGCAGGGGGCUUCAAGUAUCGGUGAUCUUAAGGAGCUGCUUCAGACCACGGCUCUUUCUCUGGCAACCGACCCCCGCGAUCGACUCUUUGGACUUCUUGGCAUCAUGCCUGAGCUAUCGGUCUUGAGCGACCCGCCAACUUCGGAUUCCCACACUCACCCUCUACAGCUUGGAGGUCUUCAGGCCGACUACACGCUUUCUUGUCAACACAUCUUCAUUGGACUGUUCGGAUACUGCAUUCUGAACCUGCAGCGGCCAGAUGUCCUCUACCACGCGUCGUCCGCCUCGCCUGUUCCCGGCUACCCAUCAUGGGUCCCCAACUGGACCUCCCCGGAAACCUGGAGGUUGCUGUUUCAAUCACCAAAGACCGAUGAUGAGAGGAUACUCAGUCUGGUUCGGCGUAGAGUACCCCCAGACACCAUGAACCUCUCAGACGCAUCAGAAUCCGAGGAUGACGAAGAUCCCGUUCGGCAUCACGACCUUGAGGGCCCUGCUCAUGCCUACAUCCAAGCAGAACGGCGAUGGAAUCAGAAUGCUAGCAUCGACACCUCUACUGGAGCCUUGUCCAUCAACUUGACACACUGCAUGCCGUUAUCUGAGACGCCUGAGAAGGUUGAAGAGGCCGACGGCUUCUUCCUUUUUUAUCUUGACGCUGAGCCGUGCGGCCUCUACCUGGUUUCUGAGCACAGACUUGAUAAACUCAUCACAGGUUCAGACAACGACCAGUUAUUCAUCCUCGACGCAGGUGAUGACUGCAGGGUUUAUCUGAUUCUGCGGCCAAGAAACCUCACGAAUACGUUCAAACUAGUUGCAGUUUGCCCGUAUAUCGUGAUCAAAACCCGUUGGGGGGGUUACCCGGAGAUAGGGCUCAGCAACCUCCAGUACAGCCUCUAUGAUGCCUUGCCGGAAGUUCAACCAAAAUUAGACCAAGAGCUGGAUCUAGAAGAGGAGUUCGCACCCCUCUGCUCUGGGGUUAAGUCCUACCGCGAUUUGCUACCCACGCUGGUAAAACGGCACAGGGAAGGGCCGGGAGACGUCUGGGAACUUGCGAGUGCCAUCUACGAUGCGUGUGUGGAACGAAUCGACCCAAGGUUCUUACCACGGAUCAGCGACGAUGGACAUGUUGAAAUAACCAUAUCCAGUUUGGAUAAAGAGUUUCCCAUCUAUACGAGAAGAAUCAUAAACCACGAUCACGGCCCUGACUUUAGGUACCGCAUCAAGGGCGAAGAGGAGUGGAGAGAUGUUCCCCUUUCUUUGACCACCUACAACAACAUGGUUCAAGCUGGGGAACAGUGGAUUGAUGUCCAAUUUGCAGAGAUUACGGAUCCGAGAUACUUUAGGCCCGACGCACAUCAGAUUUCUAAAAGUCUUUUCCGCGAUCUGGAUCGAUUUGCCCAAGUGAGCAAGCAUACAGGAGAGGACAUUUUGUCUAUGCUGACGAGGGAUCGGACGGAUGAGGACAAGUUUGUAGGGUGUGAGAGUGCGUUUUUCCAUGACCUCUUUUGGCAAGAUGGUCCUUGGGAUAAGCUACAGUUGGUUGGGAGCACUUUCAUGGUUCACAUAGAAUAG